AUGAUCACCGAUGCCCUCAAACGACUGCCCACUGGCAAGGUAUAUUGGAUCUGGAAUCAUCGUCGAUGGUGUUUGGAAGACACCCCCCAAGACCCAGGAACUUUGGAUGAAGGCGAACACAUGGGAUGGGAGAAAGUCAAUUGGAAUAAAGAGCUAGAUGUCGUAGGAAGGAUGCUCGAGGCGGAUCCUAGAAAUUUUCUGGCCUGGAUUAUAGAAGAUAUGUUCUCGCCAACAUGUCCGAUCCUAACGACCCUUAUAUCCGAACUCGCCUAUACCACGAAAAAGAUUGAAUUCAGUCUCACAAAUUUUAGUGCUUGGCACCAGCGCUCCAAAGUACUCCCCUCUUUGUGGGCAGAUGGUGUACUUGACCCCGCUAUUUUGAGGGAGGAAGAGUUCGAUCUAGUCAAGAACGCACUAUUCACAGAACCCAAUGAUCAGAGUGCUUGGAUAUAUCAUCGAUGGCUUGUUGGUUCUCGUAUUGGUUCACAUCCCGUUCCAACUUCUCCGCAACCUGACCGUCAAUAUCAAGGUCCCGAUAGAAGGUUGUUAGAACGCGAAGUAUCCGUGCUUCAAGAGCUUCUGGACGAGCAACCAUAUAGCAAAUGUUGGUUUCCUCUAUCUCAUUCAUGUUCCUCCGAUUGGCCAGGUUUCCGCGAGCAGCGUGUAUGGACUCGCUUGUCUAUUACAAGUGCCUGCUGA
This is a messenger RNA of Marasmius oreades (fairy-ring Marasmius), 699 nucleotides long. RefSeq lists its product as uncharacterized. Bases 1 to 699 code for a protein of 232 amino acids. Gene Ontology annotation, biological process: protein geranylgeranylation. The transcript is spliced from 3 exons. The record is from RefSeq and is a predicted model, not a curated record. Gene Ontology annotation, molecular function: Rab geranylgeranyltransferase activity. Gene Ontology annotation, cellular component: cytoplasm; Rab-protein geranylgeranyltransferase complex. Lineage: Eukaryota; Fungi; Basidiomycota; Agaricomycetes; Agaricales; Marasmiaceae.